ACUUGUAUUCCGCCAUUGAAAUCCCCUAAUUCCAAAACCCUAAUUUGAUCUGCAAUCAUCGUCUUGUUGAUCAAUGUCAUCAAGAACCCUGGGUGGUUCCCGUCACGCCAUUGAUUCCUGCACUUUCCAGCUCCAUAGCUGGAGACCUUUUCAUCUCCCCACCACGCUCAACAGAACCCUAGAAAAAUCCGAUAACAACAAAAACAGUAAUACGACUUCUUCUAAACCUCAUAAACGCCCCUGCCUCUCCGAUCGUACAACCUCGUUCUCCAUAGAAAACCUCGACAUGUCGAAGCUGUCAUUGUUUGACGACGAUGGUUCCCGCUCGUCUGUGAAAUCGAAGCGUGAGAAGAUCCAUUGGAUGGCUCGGAAGCGGCGGAGACGUGGAUCGAGGUCUGUUUCCGGUCGGAGUAGUGAUAGGAGUGGGACACGGCGGAGGUGUUGUUCAGUUGGUGCUUCGAAUGCGUAUGGUACUUGUUCGGACUUUAUGAUGGCGAAUAAUGCCGGGACGGAUUCGAGUGGGGAGUUGUUUGUUAAUGGUGGAGGUGGAGGGGAUGUAAAUUGGGCUUCGGAUGCAAGUGAAGCAGCUGCUAAGAAUUUGAGGAGAGAGAGCAAUGGUGGUGGAGAUAGAGAGAACACUUUCGUGGGAUUGCAUCAUCAUCAUGGGAAUUUGGAUAAUCAAGGGAAUGAAUCAGGGUAUGGAAGUGAACCUGGUUAUAGAGGGGAUGCUGAGUUCGGAUAUGGUGAUGAGUUCGAUGAAGAAGAAGAUGAUACAAGGGUGUUAUUUUGGGGCAACAGAUUCGGAGAUGCGCAAAAUAUGGAGAUAAUAGGUGAGAAUACGUUGCAAAAAGCUCACCACAGGUGCCGGCGCAAGAAACACGAGCUUAGAAUGGUGGAUGCUGUUUGAGGACACACACUUUUAGGAAAUGCAAAUAAAAAGAUCGUUGUAAGUUACCCGAUAACAGUUGGUUUUUUUAAUCAUCCGUGCGUAUUUUAACUCUUGUUAUCGGUUUGUAAGGGUGAAGUGAAGGAUUUCCUGCUAUCCUCCAAGGGCUUAUUUAGUUCAUUUUUGUAUCUAUAUGUAACCUUUAUCCUGCUGAUAAAGAAAGAUUGGGUUGAUUUAUUUGUUCAUUCUUAUUUGUAUAUUUAUUCAGGUAAUGAAAUUAUUGUCAUAUCAGGAGUGAAA
Messenger RNA from Cynara cardunculus var. scolymus (artichoke), 1186 nucleotides. RefSeq lists its product as uncharacterized. NCBI's taxonomy places the organism in Eukaryota, Viridiplantae, Streptophyta, Magnoliopsida, Asterales, Asteraceae. The transcript is spliced from 2 exons. The coding region runs from base 74 to 907 and encodes 277 amino acids. The record is from RefSeq and is a predicted model, not a curated record.